Neltuma alba is the source of this 1653-nucleotide messenger RNA. RefSeq lists its product as uncharacterized. The transcript is spliced from 4 exons. Gene Ontology annotation, cellular component: endoplasmic reticulum. Lineage: Eukaryota; Viridiplantae; Streptophyta; Magnoliopsida; Fabales; Fabaceae. The record is from RefSeq and is a predicted model, not a curated record. Gene Ontology annotation, biological process: autophagosome assembly. Bases 388 to 1209 code for a protein of 273 amino acids.
AAUCUUCCUCAGAUCUCUUCCUCCACGUACAUCAGCAAAUUAAUUUUGCUACCAUCCGCAAUCUGGCUCUUCUUCCCUCUCCCUCCCUCCAAAAUCCUAGGGUUUUCUUUCGUUCACUGAGAAUUGCUAGCUUUAGAGGCUUCAUAUCAUCGCCCCAUCAAAUCUCGAGUUGACAAAGUCUCCCGUUUUUGGUUCAUCCUACUGAUACACGAAAUUUGAUGGACACAUCCUGAUUUGAUUGAUUGAUGUGGCUCACCUACGUUUCCCCUCUGCGACUUCACAGUUUAUGUCAUUUUGGCACUCUGGCGCCACAAAUGGUAACGCUUUCAUGAAAGUAGCGCUGACUCUUUCUGGAGUUGCAAUUCGUGCGUGAGCGACGCGCUAAUCAUGGCGGCACCGAGGAAUCUGGUGGUCGAUACUGGGAGGUUCAUGAGGGAUGAAGAGAAUGGCGAGGAGGACGAGGACAAGAAAUCCAAAUUCGAGAGGUUUCCGCUUAAUAGGUGGGAAUUCGCGGCCGCGCUCGGCGUGUUCUUUGUUUUCUCCGCCGGUUUGAUUUGUAUUUACUUGACAAUGCCAGCGGCGGAAUAUGGAAAGAUUAAACUGCCACGCACAAUUUCGGAUCUUCGUAUCCUCAAGGAUCAUUUUGCAACAUACGCAGAUAAUCACCCAGCGCAAUUUAUUCUUGGUUACUGCUCUACCUACAUCUUCAUGCAGACUUUUAUGAUUCCGGGAACAAUUUUCAUGUCUUUGUUAGCUGGAGCCCUUUUUGGAGUUUUUCGUGGAAUUCUGUUAGUUGUUUUCAAUGCUACAGCUGGAGCAUCAUCCUGCUUCUUUUUGUCUAAGUUAAUUGGCCGGCCUAUAGUUUCUUGGUUAUGGCCUGAAAAGUUAAGGUUUUUCCAAGGAGAGAUAGCAAAGAGAAGGGAUAAGCUGCUAAAUUACAUGCUUUUUCUGAGAGUUACCCCUACAUUGCCAAACCUAUUCAUCAAUCUGGCAUCUCCAAUUGUCGAUAUACCAUUUCAUAUCUUCUUUUUGGCAACAUUGAUUGGUCUUAUCCCAGCCUCUUACAUUACUGUCAGAGCUGGUCGUGCUCUUGGGGAUUUGAAGUCAGUGAAGGAUCUAUAUGAUUUCAAGACACUAGUUGUGCUCUUCCUGAUUGGCUUUAUCAUCAUAUUUCCUUCAUUUUUGAAGAGAAAGCGAAUCUAUGAGUAGAAUUUGCAAUGGCAUGGCCGGCUUCAUUCUAUUGUCAAAGGCAAGUCAAGAUGACCAAAACAUUGAAUUACAGUGGAUAAUAUGAUUACUCAAGAUAUCCAUUAGAAAGGAUAUGUGAUGAAAAUAUUAGCGUACCCUUUUAUUUUCUUUUGGAGGCUCUUGAAUUAAUUACUCAGUGUGUAGCCUUGAGGCAUCAGGAAGCAUGCGGUGAAUAUUUGGCGAAGCUGUAUCUCCAAUAGCCGGACAGCAUACAGGAAUCGAUUUUUCCUCUGUGCUAUUAUUACCUGUUCAAUUAUUAAUAGUAAUUAAGUAAAGAUUAUGUUAUAGCGGCUGAAAUCAACCAUUUCUCUGGGGCACGGUUUGAUUGUCGAGGUGAAAAGGAAAUCAUUUUUCAUUUGCGGGAUGAUGUUUAUUAUGUUGUACUAAUUAUUAUUCAUUAAAAUA